Rotaria socialis is the source of this 1752-nucleotide messenger RNA. The record is from the annotation of a GenBank genome assembly. Lineage: Eukaryota; Metazoa; Rotifera; Eurotatoria; Philodinida; Philodinidae.
AUGAAUAAAGCAUCCGAAAUUCCAACGAAGUUUGAAUCGCUACCCAAUGAAAUCCUGCUAGAAUACUUCAUGUAUUUCAAUGCUUGCCAAUUAUUCUAUUCAUUCGAUCGGUUGAACUAUCGUUUAUCUCACCUUAUUCGAAACUCAACAUUACAUGUCGAUUUUUCUCAUGUUCGAAAGUCAAUUUUCGAUCGUUUUUGUAAGAUUAUUUUAAAAGAUCCACAAACAAAAGAUCGAAUUUAUUCUCUGCAUUUAUCAAACGAAAAUUCGCAUGGGCUAAUACAAAAAUUUUUCUCAUCAUUCUCGACCACCGAAUUUCCUCAUCUUCAAUCGUUAAAAUUAACUAUCGUUGACGUUGACGAUAAAACUAUUCAAAAUUUAAACUCGAUCAUUUCAUCGAUGAAGGAACUCUCUUCGCUUCAUUUGAACUGUACAGGAGCUUCAACUCAUGAUAUAUUAUCUUCUCUAACAACAUCGAAACUAAAAACGCUAUCAGCAACGUCAUUGAAUCGAUUUCCACUACAUAUCGAUGCACGUUUCUCAAUAACUAAUCUAACAAUAUGCUGCUAUGAUUUGCAUCAUGUAUGUCAUUUGUUGGCCAAUUUGCCUCAGCUAAAUUAUUUGAAUGUUAAAAGAUCCUCUGGAAGCCAGGAAUCUACCCAUUACAUGGGUCUCAAUGAAAAUUUUUGUGCUGUGAAUCUAAUAGCCAUGGUUAUAGAUGAUUUUCAGUAUGGCUUUAACGAAAUCGAAGACCUUUUUAAUGGACUACCAAAUCUAAAGUCUUUAACAAUAUGUAGCGCUGACCGUCCGACUAUGAUCAAUGCUCGUCAAUGGGAACGUUUGAUUACAUCGUCAUUGCCUCAUCUAGAAACCUUUAGAUUCCGAUUCAUUUGUGAUCUUUGGAGUACUGAUGAUGAAAUUCUGGAAUUAUUUCAACAAUUUCAAAGUGACUUUUGGCUAAAAACUCACCAUUGGUAUACAGAAUACCUUUCAACGGGAAGUGACAAAUGGAUUUGUACGAUACCAUGUCCAUCUUAUCGAUGUGACUUAACCGCUUAUUGUGAUGCACAUAACUGUACGAUGUUCUCGAGGGCAGCCAAUCAAAGUCUAGAUUCGAUGUCAAGUGAAAGAGUAUUGCAAAAGAAACGUGAAUUUCACUUUUGCGAUAUUGUAUCACUCGAUAUCAUGAAUGCAGAAACCACGACGAAACAUUCUUUGGGUAUCAACCAUAUAAAAAUCAUAAAAGAUACGGUUAAUUUAUCUGAAUUGUGUCAUCUAUUUAUUUUAUCAGAUUGUAAAUUAGCAAGUGCGUCAGUGCUGUUACGAAUCUUAAAAGCAACACCUAAAUUAUCAUCAAUACAGAUCGAUUCGAGUGCAUUAUUACCGUUGCUAGUGGACGAUCAAUUAUGUAAAUAUUUAAAUAGAAUGAUCAAGAGAUUAGACUUAUAUAUGAGCGGCUAUAGUCCAACACAAAUAUUUCGUGAUCCAACUGAGUUAAAAAGGUUCUCAAAGGCAUUUUCCAAUAUCGAAGUUCUUCACUGUAAUACUAAUCAAAAGACGGAGUUUAAAUAUCUGUUGGAUAAUCUACAAAAACUAAUCAGUCUGACAACUUUAAUAAAAACAAUCGAGACACGUCAGACUAUUUCAGAAUGGCUUGAAAAAGAAUUAGCAAAGCAAAAUGCAAAUUAUGAUAUUAAAUAUGAAGAAAGAAAUCGAACGUGUUUAGUGACGGUUAAGGUUUGGAUGGGUUAA